UACGAAGCAGGCAAGUUGUACAGUUUAAGUUGAAAGUAUUGUGAAUAUUGUGAAUUAAUUAUAUAGCCACGAUAAGUGAAAAGUUCUCUGCGAAUUUUAUUUUCCAUUCUUUAUCACUCGAGUGCCUUUAUCUCAUUUACCGUACCCCGUACUCGAUUUUCAUUAACAAAUUGGAAUCGAAAAGUUCUGGCUUUGUUUCAAGAUCAAGUUGCAUUCAAUUAUCUGUAAUGAAUCGAUUGAGUUUUAUUGUACUUCCACUAAUUGUUGUUGCCAUGCUACCAUGUCCGAAUUCAGCAGCACAGAAACCAACAUCAAUUGCAGAUAAAAUUGAGCCAAUAACUUCCGAAAGACAACAAAAAUUACAGCAGCUUCAACAGCAACAACAACAACAGCAGCAACAAGCGAUGCAAAAUUCAUUAUCGAAUCGUUCUCCAUUUUUGGACACUUUAUUUAAUAUUCCAAUCCAAACACUACGAGCUGUGAAUGAGUUAGUACAAGGAAUUGCUGGUGGUGUGCAGGGAAUUGUAGCAGCAACACAACAAAGGCCUGCUCCAUAUCAGUACCAACAGCGACAGUAUGAGGAUUUGAAUGGAAUUUAAUGAUUGAAUUUUCAUCUCCACAUUAUUGAAAAGUGCAUUUUCAACACCUUACCUAUUCCACACAUCAUAGCAUGUUCUGUGUAAAUAAUAUUAU
This is a messenger RNA of Chironomus riparius, 693 nucleotides long. NCBI's taxonomy places the organism in Eukaryota, Metazoa, Arthropoda, Insecta, Diptera, Chironomidae. The record is from the annotation of a GenBank genome assembly.